AUGAAGACCCAAGGGGAAGAGAACGGAACUACACCCUGCUUGUAUGGCUGGGACUACGACACCACGUGGCUGUCCCUUACUGCCGCUUCGCAGGAGGACUGGGUGUGCGAUAAGGAACUGUACCCAAAUACCGUGUAUUCCGUGAGCCUCUUCGUUUCCACCGCCAUUGGAGUUAUUCUCUUUUACAUUGGUGACAGAUUUGGACGAAGGAUACAGUACCUGGUAGGCCUGAUUGCUACGUCGCUGUCCCAGAUACUGCUCCCCUUAUCAGCUUCUGUGUUUCCGCUCUACAUUGUACUUUCCGCAGUCUCUGAGGGUGCACACUUGCCUAUGGGGGAAGCAAUUAUGGCGACCGGAGUGGAAUUGGCCAGUAUCAAACACCGUUCAUCUGUCAACUUUUUGGGCUUCUUUUCUUACUGCCUUGGUGUAAUUGCCAUGGCUUUGGUAGCUUGGUUUGUCAGAAACUGGGUGUAUUUUACACUGAUUGCCGCUGUACCAUGUUUCAUUCCACUAUUGCUUCAAAAGUAA
Messenger RNA from Schistocerca serialis cubense, 528 nucleotides. RefSeq names its product solute carrier family 22 member 7-like. Bases 1 to 528 code for a protein of 175 amino acids. The transcript is spliced from 3 exons. The record is from RefSeq and is a predicted model, not a curated record. Lineage: Eukaryota; Metazoa; Arthropoda; Insecta; Orthoptera; Acrididae.